This is a messenger RNA of Hippocampus zosterae (dwarf seahorse), 3016 nucleotides long. It is a transcript of the gene lbr, whose product is annotated as lamin B receptor. Gene Ontology annotation, cellular component: nuclear inner membrane. Gene Ontology annotation, biological process: sterol biosynthetic process. The transcript is spliced from 14 exons. Gene Ontology annotation, molecular function: oxidoreductase activity, acting on the CH-CH group of donors, NAD or NADP as acceptor. Lineage: Eukaryota; Metazoa; Chordata; Actinopteri; Syngnathiformes; Syngnathidae. The coding region runs from base 165 to 2003 and encodes 612 amino acids. The record is from RefSeq and is a predicted model, not a curated record.
CAGUGGCUUUUGUCGAGAGGGAGGGAGAUACACGCCUACGUCAGACGUUCGUGGACUUGCAAUUUCAAAUAUUAAGAUUGAUUUUUUUUUAGGUCGUAAUUUUGUUGCGGGAAGUUUUUAAAAAUAUUUUUCCUUAUUAGGAUUCAUCGAAGCGAGUGAAGACAAUGCCGAGCGUGAAGUACCACAAAGGGGACAUGGUGAUGGGCCGCUGGCCUGGCAGCAACCUGUACUACGAAGUGAAGGUUUUGGGUUUCGAAGCCAAAAGUCAACUCUACACGGUCAUCUACAAGGAUGGAACUGAGCUUGAGCUGAAGGAGCAGGACAUCAAGAAUUCUUAUAAUUUCCAGCCGCGGUCCCACUCUCGCUCUCGUUCCCGAUCACCGGGCCGCCGUCGCAGCCGCUCCCGGUCCCCUGGGAGAUCCGUGCACCGUUCUACCUCACGCGUGGCGGCGGCGGCCGCCGCUGCAGCAGUAACGGAGAGCGUGCCAUCGUCACACGAGGAUGCAAAGUUGCAGGAAAUGGUUGAAGUCCGACUCAGUCCUCUGCAGCAGCCCAUAAUGGCUGCCGAGAGCAAUCGCAACAGUAAGCACGAAAACAAAGAAGAAAAUAACACUGCAAACAAAGUCAAUGAGUCUGAGGCAAAGAUGGAGACGGAGAAGAACCAGAGUCGCUAUAAUCUGCGCCGCAGGAAGCACGAUGGCGAGACCAAACCACACCGCCUGGAGGAUACCAACGAGGUCACGAGUUCUGCUGCAACGGUUUCCACCCCGCUUGACUUUGGGGGCAAGCUUGGGGCGUACUUCUGGUUGCUCUUCCUGCCAUCCUGGGUUCUUUUUGUGAUUCUUCAAGUCAACUUGCCGGACCCCAGCUUAGUCAACUUCCCACCCCCUUUACCGCCCCUGGAGACUUUUUGGGACGCUCGGGCCCUGGGCUUGGUCAUCCUGUGGAUCUUAUUUCAGGUCCUCCUCUACAUCCUGCCUGUGGGAAAGCUGAGCGAGGGCAUGCCACUGAGGUCCGGGGAGAGGCUGACGUACAGAACCAAUGGUUUCUUUGCCAUUGCGAUGAGUGCCGCGGUUGUAGCCGCAGCCGUCCACCAGGGGAUUGACCUCACGUACAUCCACAGCCACUUCUUACAACUUGCCGUAGCUUCCUUCCUCACCUCUGUUCUGCUCAGUGUCUACCUGUACAUACGUUCCCGCUACGCUCCGCCGGACCAGCAUGCGCUUGGGGGAAGCUCCGGCAACGUGGCGUAUGACUUCUUCAAGGGACAUGAGCUCAAUCCCCGCAUUAAAAGUUUUGAUUUGAAAUUCUUCUGUGAGAUGCGUCCGGGACUAAUCGGCUGGUGCUUGAUCAACUUUGCGUUUGCGCUGGCAGAGAUGGAGCAGCAAGGUUUGGACACGCCGUCCUAUGCCAUGAUUCUCGUGAAUGCCUUCCAGCUGCUCUAUGUAGUCGACGGCCUCUGGAAUGAGGAAGCCAUCUUGACCACCAUGGACUUGAUGCAUGAUGGCUUUGGCUUCAUGUUGGCCUUUGGAGACCUGGUGUGGGUGCCUUUUACCUAUACCCUGCAGGCCUAUUAUUUGGUUAGCCACCCAAAUGAGCUGAGCCUCGCGGCCGUCGCUGCCAUCGUCUUGCUCAAAUUGAUCGGCUUCUACAUCUUCAGAACGUCCAACUCUGAGAAAAAUGCCUUCAGGAGAAACCCAUCAGACCCCAAACUGUCAUAUCUGAGGACUAUUCCCACAGCAACAGGAAAGAGUCUGCUAGUGUCUGGUUGGUGGGGUGUCGUCCGUCACCCUAACUACUUAGGAGACCUCAUCAUGGCUCUGGCCUGGUCAAUACCCUGCGGCUUUAGUCACUUGCUGCCAUGGUACUACAUGAUCUACUUCAUCAUCCUGCUGGUGCACCGAAACUCUCGGGACAUGAGCGAUUGUAGGAGGAAGUACGGCUCUGCCUGGGACGAAUACUGCCGAACGGUCCGCUACCGGAUAAUCCCCCGUGUCUACUGAGUGGACUGAUGCCGGAUGCUUUUUGAGCCAGUAUUACACGGGUGACUUUGUUUUUUGGGGUCAUGACCCGAGUUAGCAUUUCAAAAGAAAAGAUUGAAACUUUUUUUCCCCCUCCGUUCAGUCCGUUUCAAGAAAGCUUUUACAACACGGACUUUUAUUGACCUCAACUAUUUGCAAAAGAAUGAGGAAGAAAAUGUCAUCUUUUGCAAUGUGAUGCAAAAAUGAUGCCUCUGCAAAGAAAGUCUUGGUAGGAUGUAUAUUUUUGUAUAUAUACACAUUUGUUUUUAUACUUGAGGUAAGACAAAACCACUCAUGUUGUUAGAUUUUUAGCUCCAAUUGAGAUUUUUUUUGGUGUGUUUUUUGUCACGAAUUCUCUUCGACGGAAGGGAUCGAAAUAGGAUGUAUUAAGGAAGAUCAAUUUGUAUUUUUCUCAGGACCCACAAGUAGCUUUCCUGUACCGUCUCGAAUUUUGUAUAGACGUGUUUGCCUUGAGAGUUGUGUUUUUAAUUACAAAAUGGAUUCCACAGUGGAUUUAAUAGGCUAUAAAACCUCGUGUUGAUUUGCUCAGUGUUGUUGAAGUGCAGGGGGACAACCAAAAAGAUGAUUAUCAUGCUGACUUAAUUUAAUAUAUUCCGUCACUUUUUUCUCUUUUUGUGGCUAUCAGCUUAGUGCUUUGGAAGAUAACCGCUCAACAUCUGUUUCUGCUAUUUCAGCUUUAACGCCAUGUCAUUCAUGACACCUUUAUACUGUGAUCACUUGUCGGCAUGGAUUGCAUCGCCCGUGUUUGCACACUCGGUAUUUGCAGCAUUUGAUCAUGACAGAAGUAGCAAUGUUUGAACUCGAAGGACUUGUAAAUAUUUUAUUCUUCAUGGAGGAGACAAAACGUGAGUCAUUUUUCUUUAGCGCUAUUCAAUGUUUUUUGGGUUGUUUUUGUAAUGUGAUAUGGGCGAUUGUAAUUUUGUUUACAGAUAGAUCCGCCACAUUUUAUACGCGUAUUUAAAACAAAUGCAUUU